Molecule: messenger RNA, 2286 nt
Organism: Sycon ciliatum
Lineage: Eukaryota; Metazoa; Porifera; Calcarea; Leucosolenida; Sycettidae
Product: mucin-2-like
Exons: 5
Coding region: 239-1555 (438 amino acids)
Source: RefSeq, a predicted model, not a curated record
UAGAUUGGCCCUGUUUGGGUGUCGCUUGUAUUGACUGAACCGCUGGGUCGGAGAAGAGGCAGCAGAUCUUUGUCAAAUGAAAUAGAGCUGCUGACAACGAGUCGCACCUAUCCAGUCUGCUUGCGGUUCGUCUUCUUGCUGGUCACCGAUCAGCCGUGGGGCCAAGGAAGAGAUUUCUUGUUCAGCUGAUCAGAGCCAGCUAGGUGCUGUUAGCGUAGGACUUGUUCAGCAGAGGAGAAUGGCGGGAGCACGGCUGGCCACGUACAUUGGUCUGCUGGUGGUGUUAUUGGUCGGAAGAAGAUGCGCGGGGCAGUCGCCAUCAGUCUCUGCGACGCCAACCGUGUCAUUGGUUGCACCGACGACAAUGGUAGCGCCAGUUACCACCGUCAUUCAGGCCACCAGCGCAGUGCCUGAAAUGACUACCAUGACUCCUGUGAUGUCAUCAUCUGUAGUGCCAGCCACCACGCCGGCACCGGCCACUACACCCACGCCUGUGGCUACGACACAGCCGACAACAGGCCCAACAACCGGACCCACUACUGGACCCACAACUGGACCGACUACUGGACCCACAACUGGACCGACUACUGGACCGACUACUGGACCGACUACUGGACCUACUACCGGACCGACUACUGGACCUACUACCGGACCGACUACCGGGCCGACAACUGGACCUACUACUGGACCUACUACUGGACCUACUACUGGACCUACUACUGGACCGACUACUGGACCUACUACUGGACCGACUACUGGACCUACUACUGGACCGACUACUGGACCUACUACUGAACCGACUACUGGACCUACAGCUGGACCUACUACUGGACUCACUAUGGGACCUACCACGGGACCGACUACUGGACCGACUACUGGACUUACUAUGGGACCUACCGCGGGACCAACUACUGGACCUGCUACUGAACCUACUACUGGACCUACAAUUGCACCUACUACUGGACCUGCUACUGAGCCAGCAACUGGUACAACAACGAUGGCACCCUCUGCAGAGACAACAUCAGGACAAGCAACAGUUGGAGAAACAGUGGAGCCUACAACUGCAGGCCAGCCAACAAACUCUACUGUUGUGCCGGACCCGACUGGAACUGGUGGAUUGCCAGGCACAGCAGCUGCUUCAUCGGAUAGCGGCCUGUCAGAUGCGGAGAUUGCCAUUCUAGUUGCUUGCCUGGUGCUUGGUGUCUUGCUGAUCCUGGUUGUCAUCAUCAUCAUUAGACGGCGUAACCUCAACAAGACUGGUCACUACGCACCACCGGAGGGCAAUCUUCGCAGCGGUUCCUGGGCAGAGCAGGCCAAGUUUGCCAUCCGAAACCCAGUGGCCGAUAAGGAUGAGCUGAUGAUGGCGGACAAGGAGCCAGACCGUAGCGUCGAUGGCGGACAUCUCGGCAUGGCGUUCCCGAAUGAGUCGGCACUGGCUAACGAUGAUAUGCAGGAGAGAUCGACCAACGACGGAGACAGCAAGAAAGCGAAUAGCACCAGCAGCUCCCAACGAGACUUGGAGAAGCUAGAAGGGGAGGGCGGAAUCCAGAUAUAGAGUGUGGGGGGAUCCACACAGAGAGCCCUCUUCUCGGCGAGAUCGUCCUUGCCAGGCUGAAUACCAGCUGCUGGAUUCAAGGCACAAGUAGUACAUAUUUAAAGAUGGCGACCAGGAGGGACUCUAAUCUACUUGUACACAAUCAUUGUCUCCUUACAUUCUCUUUACAUCUUAUUCAUAAUAAUCACGUGACAUAUUUUGACGUAGUACUGCUUUUCACGUUGGAGCAGAGUUGGCGGACUACCUGCUCUCGUAACAAUUUGGUGAAAGCAAUUUAAUUCCAAUUGCUGUCCAUACGCCUAUACGUUCAUAUUACGUCCAAGUCACGAAAUUAUCAUACUCCCUCUGGCACAAUAGCAUUAACACAUGCGUGCACAUGUCUUCGAUUGUGUUUCUUUCUUUCCGCUUAGUCCUGUAUCUUUCCACAGCGCAUGACAUGAGUCGACAGGUCAUGGGCACAAUUGAAGCUUUAGAUGUCGGACAUGCACAUCUAACUGUUAGAACUCAGCAUCACAGGCCCGUCUAUGACUAAAGAUAUCAUUCUGUGGGGAUACAUUAGAUCUAUGUGCAGUGCACCAAUAUUCUUGAAGCAGAAACGUGUACACACGAUGUACACAGUAGAUCUACGUUUAUUGUUAGGACACUCGUACUCUACAUGUACAUGUACUUGACGUGUUUCUUUAUAAUGUCUUACUUUCCUAAAGUCAAGAAGAGGAAACUACGUGAUGUGA